AUGGCACCAGGAGGCAGACUCGUGUUGUUUGGAUGUCUGUUUGCUUCUCCGCUGCUAAUUCUGCCUCAUGGAAGUCAAAAUAUCCAGGAGACGCUGCUCUGCCAGCCAGGUUUCUACUGUCCUCACGGGAGCCUCGCUCCAGUCCCCUGUCCUAAGGGAACCUAUAGGCCAAUUACUGGAGCUGUGUCCCUAGACAGCUGUUUGAAGUGUCCUCCACACCACUAUUGCCCCAGACCAGGCUCUCAUGCCCCCAUUCCCUGUGGUCCUGUGGCCCAGCAGCCUCUGUCUGGCAAGGACACAUGUACCUGCAGAGGAGAAGGACAGAGAUUCCAGCUUAGUGAUGGGCAGUGCCACUGCACCAUCGGCUACCAACCCACCACCAACGGAGAUAUGUGCGUGCAACAAAUGUACGACGUCUGCAGAGACGGAAAAACCCGCACGCAACACGGAGACUGCUUUGACAAGAACCAGUGGUCCCUUCACUGCAGGCAGCAGGUGUGCCAAACUGCAGAGGACUACCGAGGCUAUGAUGGGGAACUGGGUCUGUGUGUUUGUAGAGAACCUCCUGGAAGGGCUGCAUGUGGAGGCCUGUGCAGAAGCAGGUCAGCUAUUGAACUGAAGCUCCAGUGCCGGUCCAGUACAGAGAUGGAACUGGUGUGGAGCUAUGCCAGUCAGGUGUUGAGCAUCUCGGGCGGUGUGCUGGAGACGGUUUUCCAACAGUGGGACUCCCAGGGGACUCUGCAGUGCAACAGCCAUCUCACUUCCUCACGUCCUGUUUACAUUGUUCGCAUGUCAGGUUGAGACACACAUUCAC
Messenger RNA from Mugil cephalus (flathead mullet), 814 nucleotides. RefSeq names its product cell death abnormality protein 1. The record is from RefSeq and is a predicted model, not a curated record. The coding region runs from base 1 to 801 and encodes 266 amino acids. The transcript has 5 exons. NCBI's taxonomy places the organism in Eukaryota, Metazoa, Chordata, Actinopteri, Mugiliformes, Mugilidae.